UUGUAUGGUAUCCAUUGCUGCCCAUCUCAAAACUCAGAUAUCCUGCAAACAAAACCAAGAUUAAAUAACACCACAGAUACAUUACAACAGUGAGUGUGCUAGCUACAAAACGACAUAGAAAAAACUCAAAACAACCAAGAAAAAAAGAAGCAAAACGACAUAUUAAUUUGUUAAAAAAAACAUUGACAAUUAAUGGGAGUAUUGGGAAAGUUUUCGGCAAUUAAUUGAAAUAAUUAUUCAGCAAAAACGUUACACAAAUACAUAAUAUCAAUCAAAGAAAACAUACAUUUUUGCUCUGGUUUCAAGUAACCGGCCCCGACGCACGAACCCGGAAUUUGUGAGGAAGAGUCACAGAAAAACGCUCGAUUCCACCGUUCCCACACGUUUUCGAGGCAAUUCCGGCUGCUUCCACCGAAUUACGAUUCCGGCGAGUUGGAUCGCGAUUCUUUCUACUUUGGCUGAAACCUUUUUUGGUUUUUGAGGAUAUCUGAGUUGAGAUUGGCAGCAAUGGGUACUAUACAACAAAAUGUGUUACCAUACUCCUUGCUUAACCAACAGCUGUUCUCAAUGGACGAGGAGCUUUGGUUUAUGGCCGAAGAGAGGGCCCAGGAAGUACUAUGUACAAUUCAACCCAAUGUUGUUUCUGAGGUGAACAGAAAGCGGAUUAUUGAUUUUGUUCAGAGGCUGAUUGGAGGUUACUAUGGGGGAGAGGUAUUCGUGUUUGGAUCAGUCCCACUAAAAACCUAUCUUCCAGAUGGAGAUAUUGACUUGACAGUUCUCAGUCAUGAAAGUGUCGAGGAUGAUUUGGUUCAAGCUGUAUGCAAUCUACUUGAAACUGGAGAGGACCAUGAGUACCAAGUAAAAGACAUACAACAAAUACGUGCGCAGGUAAGGGUUGUCAAAUGCACAGUGAAAAAUAUUGCAGUUGACAUCUCCUUUAAUCAGAUGGCUGGACUCUAUGCUCUGCGCUUUCUGGAGCAGGUUGACCAACUUGUCGGGAAAAACCAUGUCUUCAAACAAAGUAUAAUCUUAGUCAAAGCCUGGUGCUAUUAUGAGAGCCGAAUUCUUGGUGCACACCAUGGCCUGCUCUCAACAUAUGCAGUUGAAAUAUUGGUUUUAUAUAUUAUCAACUGUUUUCAUUCAUCAGUGCGCGGUCCUCUAGAGGUGCUGUACAGAUUUUUGGACUACUACAGCACAUUUGACUGGGAGAAGAAUUAUGUCACCAUAUAUGGUCCACAAGCCUUAUCCUCCCUACCAGAAAUUGUUGAGAAACCAGAAUGUGAUGGAGGUGAGUUCUUGCUCAGUAAAGAGCUUCUGAAAAAUUACAGGGAUAUGUGCUUUGUUCCAAAGGCAUCCGAGACUUCGCCUCGUGAAUUUUCCAUCAAGUACAUUAACAUCUUGGAUCCUCUAAAAAAUGACAACAACCUAGGCCGCAGUGUCAACAAAGGCAAUUUACAUCGAAUUGGAUUCGCUCUUAGGUUUGGUGCUCGAAAGCUUAAGGAGAUCCUUAAGCUUCCAGGACAAAGAAUGGGUGGAGCACUUGAGGUGUUUUUCAUGAACACCUUGAAUAGAAAUGGGAAAGGACAAAGGCCAGAUAUUGAUGUUCCUAUUCCUGCAUUUGGUACUGGAAAAUCUGAAGAUCCUGUCCUCGUUGGAGACUGUGACAGUUACUAUGGUGGCUUAAAAUACGUUCAGUUGUAUCGUAACUAUGCCAUGCCGGUCGUUGCACAGCCCAGUCCCCCAUCACCACAAUUUGAUGCUGAUAUGCUUGCACCACAAUUUGAUGCUGAUAUGCUUGCACCACAACAAAGCUGGUAUAUGUAUUAUCAUAGAGGUGCUGAUUUAUAUGUGCCGAGUCAGACAUUCUUUCAUCCGAAUGUUCCUCCACAACCAACUUAUGGCCUUGAAGAAAUAGGGAAAUCGCGAGGAACAGGCACUUACAUACCUGACAUGACUCUUACUACCUACUGGAACACCCGUGCAAGAGGGUCCAUGCCAAGGAGAUCCAGCCGUGCGAAUAAUAAUAAUAACAAUAACAACAACAACAACAACAACAACAAUAAUAAUGAUGAUAAUAAUGCUUCAUCCAAGAGAAAACAAAUAGAAGAGGUUCCUCCUGAGACUGACAUGAAUGAUAAGAAUUCCAAGUCCUUUGAGCUCUCAAAGGAAGAUUUUCCUGUUCUUUCAAGCAUUGGCAACAGCAGUUUGUCAGCAUCUCAUCAAUCUGAGCAGGACCAGAAUUCUUCAUCGCCUCAAAUAUAUAUCGAGUUUGGAACUUACAGUGUCUCAAAAUCCCUGAAAGAACUGAGUUUGGGAACAAAGGAUCAGAAAAAGGAUUCUGGUGUUUCAUCCUCUAAGACAUUGGGAACAAAGGAUCGGAAAAAGGAUUCCGGUGGUUCAUCCUCUAAAGGCGCUACUACACCAGUUGUUCCAAGUCGGGCAGUGCAGGCAAAGGAGAAGUGUUCUCGGAUGGAGAAGAAGAUGGGUUGACAGUAUCUAACUUAUAGUCAUUUUGUAAGAUAUCGAGGAUAACAUCGAGUGUUGUGCUUUUUACUGCAGGUUCUUCUCUGACUAUACCAACUUGAAGAUAAUAGUCAGCUCCUCCUUUCUUUUUUUUUUCUUUUCUUUUUUUUAUGUAGAUUUAGGGAGAAACUAUAGUCGGUUGCUACUGAUUGAUAUAGACUUUGUGGGAUUAAGUCUUGGUAAGGAUGUUUACAAGUUUUGUUCUGCCUUUAGACUCCAUACCCCUUGCUCUCCUCUUUCUGUAGGAAGAGUUUAUCACUUCUGUUGGAACAGUAUCAUAUCCUUUCUGCUUCUAAAGUCCGGUGAUGUUGUUGUACAUUGGUUUCUUUUUUAAAUGACUCUAGUUUUAAUCUAUGUGGUACAAUAAUGUGGAUAUUUCACUUUCAGACCUCUAUGCAUAUUUAUCUUUGACAA
This is a messenger RNA of Medicago truncatula (barrel medic), 2937 nucleotides long. RefSeq lists its product as uncharacterized. NCBI's taxonomy places the organism in Eukaryota, Viridiplantae, Streptophyta, Magnoliopsida, Fabales, Fabaceae. The record is from RefSeq and is a predicted model, not a curated record. Bases 508 to 2490 code for a protein of 660 amino acids. The transcript is spliced from 9 exons.